UGACAUAAUAAAAAAAAAACAAAGAGGAAGGAGGGUUUCUUUUAGGCUUCCGUCGGACACAGAAACCGCCGGCCGGCCAUGGCAGAUUCCGGUCAUUCCAUUUCCGUCACCUUCCCAUCUUUCCAUUCUGGCGGGAAGGAACAUACCAUUCGGACUGGCUGCGGUUCUGUGUCUGUUACUGUGUGUGGAGAUCAAGAAAAGCCACCAUUGAUCACUUACCCCGAUUUAGCUUUAAACCACAUGUCGUGUUUCCAAGGACUCUUUGUUUCUCCUGAAUCAGCUUCCUUGUUACUCCACAACUUCUGCAUUUAUCACAUUAAUCCACCUGGUCAUGAGUUAGGAGCUGCAUCGAUUGGUAUAGAUGAUCCCGUGCCUUCUAUUGAGGAUCUUUGUGAUCAAAUUCUUGUGGUCCUUAAUUAUUUUAGGCUCGGUUCAGUGAUGUGUAUGGGAGCAAUGGCGGGUGCAUAUAUCCUUACACUAUUUUCGAUAAAGUAUGGUGAAAGAGUUACCGGUUUGAUACUUAUCUCCCCUAUAUGCAAAGCACCUUCUUGGACUGAGCGGUUUUACAAUAAGUUAACAUCGAAAACGCUCUAUUACUAUGGUAUAUGCGACUUAGUGAAGGAGUUAUUGAUUCACAGAUACUUCAGUAAGGAAGUUUGUGGUAAUCCAGAAGUCCCAGAAUCCGAUAUGGUUGUAGCAUGCAGGAAGUUAUUGGACAAGAGAGAUAGCAUCAACGUGUGGCGGUAUCUUCAAGCUAUCGAUAGUAGACGCGACAUUACCGAAGAAUUAAAGAGUUUAGAAUGCAAAACGAUUAUAUUCGUUGGCGACAGUUCUCCCUUUCAUGAUGAAGCCCUACAGAUAGCUGAAAAAUUGGGUACAAAUUGUUCUGCUUUAGUUGAGGUACAUGCAUGUGGAUCAAUGGUGACACAAGAACAACCUCAUGCAAUGUUGAUCCCCCUUGAAAAUUUUCUAAAGGGAUUUGGAUUGUAUAGACCAUGCCGGUAUAGUAAUAGCCCGAGGAGCCCACUUGGCCCGUCUUCCAUCGAUCCUGAGCUUCUUUACCCUGAAAAAAUGGGCUUGAAACUUAGACCGAUAAAACUACGGGUAUCCCCUCAACCUCGUGCCCACAAGAACUAACAACUUCUUUCGUUAUGUCAUCCAACAUAAAUAAACGAACAAUGAAAAAAAAUACCCAAUCGUAGACACAUGUAUAGAUACGGGGAACAGGAACAAACUCCUUACAUGAUUAGCAUUCAUUCAUUUGUAGAAUUAUGAAUCUUAAACUCUGUAUUUUGUAAAAGUGAAAA
This is a messenger RNA of Helianthus annuus (common sunflower), 1307 nucleotides long. Its product is annotated as pollen-specific protein SF21. The record is from RefSeq and is a predicted model, not a curated record. NCBI's taxonomy places the organism in Eukaryota, Viridiplantae, Streptophyta, Magnoliopsida, Asterales, Asteraceae. The coding region runs from base 79 to 1137 and encodes 352 amino acids. The transcript is spliced from 11 exons.